This is a messenger RNA of Chilo suppressalis (striped riceborer), 2238 nucleotides long. The record is from the annotation of a GenBank genome assembly. Lineage: Eukaryota; Metazoa; Arthropoda; Insecta; Lepidoptera; Crambidae.
CUCGAGUCGGCGUACAAACCACUCGGCCACGGGGGUCGUCAAUUUGAAUCGUAUCAACAUUUCAAUUACCUACUAGUUAUAUAUCCAUUUAUCUCAUAAAUGAUUGCCUUAAACACUUUCAAUAGUACCUAUGGUGAUUUUAAAACUGUAUCCACUAGCUACUACUUUUACUUUACCCCAUAGGGUGCAUCAAAUGACCCCGCCUCAGUAAGCGAAAUCCAGUCGCGAAGAUAGUUGAAGCACAGUAACUUUUCCGUAGCUCAAGUGGUAGUGAACCUUUCAUGCCCAAAUAGUCUAAUAGAUAGAGGAUACGCUGGCACUACUCACUAUUCGUGGACCAUCUUAAGUUGGUGUCUAUAAGAAUAUUAUUUAUAUUAAUAUAAUCUCAAUCAAUCAAUCAUUACCUUCAAUAUUCUGUCAAGGGAUGUAAUGGCGUGGAUUUUAUUGACGUGCUUGACACUACAGCGACGCCUUACAAAGACCUUAGUUAAUAAAAUAUCAAAUAUUCAUGAAAAUCGUGUUCGAUACACAACUUACGCGUAUAGUUCGACUAGUCCUUGUAAUCACUAUUCCGCUUUGUUACGUAGUAAGCUGUUAACACGCGGUUGUUUAUUCCAGCCGCGCGCACAGCUGAGCUACGACGGCCUUUAGUCAUUCAUUAAUUUCUAAACGGACAUUUAACCUAGUUUAACUCUUUUCGUUACACCUAUUACAAUUUUUGAUGUAUUUAACACAAAGGUCUCUGUCAUUAAGUUCAAGGUUUCAUUGUUAAGGUUACGCCAUCACCUAAACUUUACUACUUUUUACAAAACAUCUUAACGUAUUACUACAGACAAUAUGCCGUCGCUGCUAGAAGCCCUAGAACGCAAGUACGGCGCGAAAGGCGAGGUGAAUCCGUCUAUAGACGAUAUGCCGGUGGCCAUAUUCGUGCCCAAGCGAUCUCCGCGACUCAGCGUACCAACGCUGUUGGUGCUCAACGACUGCGAGAUUGAUUGCGCAGGAGAAGCCAGAGGACUCGCCGAUAAAUGCGCAGAUGUAGUUGAACUCGAUCUUGCCAAUAACAAGUUGACCGAAUGGAAAGAGAUAUUUGCGAUACUGGAGCAUACACCGCGCGUCCGAUUCCUCAAUUUAAGUUUUAAUCGUCUCUCAGCGCAAAUUCAAGCAGCACAGGCAUUACAUCCCCGUUGGGACAGUCUCAGUCACCUAGUCUUAAACUCGACAUACUUACGCUGGCCUAGUGUGUACGAGAUACUCAAGGCUCUUCCAGCUCUUGAAGAGUUGCACUUGAGCCUCAACGAGUACACGUACAUAGACUUCAGCGGCAAGGAAGCUAAUGAGAAGGACAAAUGUGAAGACUGCUCCAGACUAAACGUGGAAGUGACAGAACCAGUCCACGAACAGUUAAAGAAACUACACUUUUCUGGAAACCCUAUCAGUAGCUGGCGAGAAAUAUCGAAACUAGGUUACGCCUUCCCCAACCUAGAAACGUUGUUGGUCAACGACUGUCCUAUAACGACGCUAGCGCCAGAUCCGUGCGAAAAAUGUUGCGAUAGUAAUGGAAAUAAGAAAAGUCACGACGCUUUCGCGCGUCUCCGAUUUCUAAACCUGAACAACACAGACCUCUCAACGUGGGACGAGGUAGAUAGACUGGCUAAAUUUCCUGCUCUGAAGAGUUUACGAGCACAGGGCUGGACUUUGUGGGAGCGAUGCGAGUCGACGGAGCACGAGCGGCGGUUACUGCUGGUAGCGCGGUUACCGCACGUGCGCACACUCAACGGAGGCGGCGCGGUGCCGGUUGAGGAGCGCGACGCCGCAGAGCGCGCCUUCAUACGCCACUACAUGGACAAGCCUGAAGCUGAACGCCCGGACAGGUACUGGGAGCUGGUGCAGGUGCAUGGCAAGCUAGACCCGCUGGUGUCUGUGGACCUGCGGCCGGAGAAGCGCGUGCAGAUCACCUUCGUCUGCGGCGACACCACCGAGGUGCGCACCGUAGACGUUUACAGGACCGUAUCGGAUUUGAAAUCCCGUCUAGAACGACUAGCCGGCUUCCCUGCUUCUAAGAUGAGGUUGUUUUACGUAGACCAAGAACUAAGAGACACUGAGCUUUUCCCUGGACCAGAGGAAAUGAAGAUACCCACAAAGCAGCUAUACUCAUACAACAUUAGGUCGGGAGAUGAAAUAAUUAUCGAGGCCAAAUUACAACAUUCUAUAUCGGCCAAAUCAGCAUGAGAUGCCUAC